Molecule: messenger RNA, 2960 nt
Organism: Salvelinus namaycush (lake trout)
Lineage: Eukaryota; Metazoa; Chordata; Actinopteri; Salmoniformes; Salmonidae
Gene: eps15l1a
Product: epidermal growth factor receptor pathway substrate 15-like 1a
Exons: 24
Coding region: 11-2902 (963 amino acids)
Biological process (GO): endosomal transport; endocytosis
Cellular component (GO): clathrin coat of coated pit; cytoplasm; plasma membrane
Molecular function (GO): calcium ion binding; cadherin binding
Source: RefSeq, a predicted model, not a curated record
AACAGGGAAGAUGGCAGCUCUCACAUCUCUCACCCAGCUGUCAAGUGGGAACCCUGUGUACGAGAACUUUUAUAGACAGGUGGACCCAGGAAACACGGGGAGAGUAGGGCCCACGGAAGCUGCGUUGUUCCUGAAGAAAUCUGGCCUUCCUGAUGUCACCUUGGGAAAGAUCUGGGAUUUGGCAGACCCAGAUGGGAAAGGGUUCUUGGACAAACAGGGGUUCUAUGUAGCUCUGCGGUUGGUGGCCUGUGCACAGAGCGGACAAGACGUCAGCCUCACUAGUCUGAACCUCACUAUCCCUCCCCCCAAAUUUAAGGACACUAGCAGCCCAUCGCUCAGCACAUCAUCGGUCUCUAGUGAACCCCACUGGGCUGUGAGGCCCGAAGAAAAGGGUAAAUUCGAUGGGAUAUUUGAAAGUCUUGCACCAGUCAGUGGACUGCUCUCUGGUGACAAAGUAAAACCAGUUCUAAUCAACUCAAAACUACCUCUGGACGUGUUAGGAAAGGUUUGGGAUCUUAGUGACAUUGAUAAAGAUGGACAUCUGGAUGGAGAUGAGUUUGCUGUGGCCAUGCACCUGGUCUAUCGGGCCCUGGAGAAGGAGCCGGUCCCCUCUGUUCUCCCCUCCUCUCUCAUCCCUCCUAACAAGAGGAAGAAGUCUCUGGUUGGCUCCCUCCCUGGCACCGUGCCUGUGCUGCCCGCCAGCCCCCCGCCCCCCAAGGACAGCCUGCGCUCUACCCCUUCCCACGGCAGCAUGAACUCCCUCAACAGUGCCGGCAGCCUCUCCCCCAAACACACACUCAAAUCUGCGCAGCACUCAGUGAACUGGGUGGUCCCGGUGACAGACAGAGGACGCUUUGAUGAAAUCUUCCUGAAGACAGACUUGGAUCUGGAUGGCUUUGUCAGCGGAAUGGAAGUCAAGGACAUCUUCAUGCACUCAGGGCUGCCCCAGAACCUACUGGCACAUAUAUGGGCCCUGGCAGACACCAGGCAGAUGGGGAAGCUGACGCGGGAGCAGUUUUCUCUGGCCAUGCACUUCAUCCAGCAGAAAGUCAGCAAAGGCAUGGACCCUCCUCAGGCCCUGACCCCUGACAUGAUCCCCCCUUCAGAGAGGGGCACUCCCGUUCCAGUGUGUACCACUCCCUCCCAUAGUAUGUCUGGGUAUGUGACCCCUGUGAGCUCUGAGAUGGCUGCUCUGUCUGAGAUGAGGCGGGACAGCUCCAGUUCUGUUGGGUCAGGGUCAGAGUUCACUGGAAUCAAGGAGCUUGAUGACAUCAGUCAAGAGAUUGCUCAGCUGCAGAGGGAGAAAUUCACCCUGGAGCAGGACAUCAGAGAUGCUGAGGAGGCCAUCAGACACAAGUCCUCAGAAGUGCAGGAGAUGCAGAACGACCUGGACAGAGAGACGUGCAGUCUGCAGGAGCUGGAGGCCCAGAAGCAGGAUGCCCAGGAGCGGCUGGAGGAGAUGGACCAGCAGAAGGCCAAGCUGGAGGACAUGCUCAACGACGUCAGGAUCCAGUGCAACGAGGAGUCCCAAAUGAUCUCAUCUCUGCAGAACCAGAUCCACUCCCAGGAGACAGACCUGCAGAGCCAGGAGGAGGAACUGAGCCGGGCUAAAGCAGACCUGAACCGGCUGCAGUUGGAGGAGAGCCAGAUGGAACAGAGCCUGACUGCCGGCAAGUUCCAGCUGGAGACCAUCAUCAGGUCCCUCAAAGCUACUCAGGACGAGAUCAACCAGGCUCGCAGUAAGCUGUCUCAGAUCCAGGACAGCCAGCAGGAGAUGAAUAAGAGCAUUGAGCAGUACAACAGCACCUUGAAUGGGACCCACAGAGGCAGCAUGACCAACCUGGCUGACAUGAGCGAGGGAUUCCCCGACCGUGAGAACGGAGACUUCGGCGCCAUGGAGGACCCGUUCAAGGUGAAUACAUCUGGGUUCAAUAGCGUCCCUCAGGAGAUGCACACAGACCCCUUUCACUCCGAAGACCCCUUCAAGACAGACCCGUUCAAAGGUGACCCCUUCCAAAAUGACCCUUUUGCAAAGCAGUCAUCACUACCAGCCGCUGCAGAUCUCUCUCUCCACCCAGACCCCUUUGGGGGGGACCCCUUCAAAGAGACGGACCCCUUCAAGGCCUCGUCAGAAGACUUCUUCAAGAAGACCACCAUCAAGGCAGACCCCUUCAGCACCACCGACCCUUUCAGUAAAAGUGCCACCCUCCCCACCAAGACAAGUCAUUUUACAAGCAGCGCAGACCCUUUCUUAUCCAUUAGCCCAAAACCCACCAGAGGGCCAGGACCAGAUCUCUUUGGUACUCUGGACCCCUUUGGAAGCAGCACUGCUUUUGGAGGCAGUAACAGCUCAUUUGGCAGUAUCAGUAACAGUGGGUUUGCAGACUUCAGCCAAAUGUCAAAGAUCAGAGACCCAAUGGAAGGAAGAGGAGGUUUCCCAGAAUACCAGCAGUCGGGGUUUGUGGAGGACCCCUUCAGUAGGAAUCAGGACGGCCCAGCUCUGCCGCCCAAGAUGAGUGUUCCCCCCAGACCCAAACCUCCCAGUGGUAAAAGCAGCCCUGUCAACUUGCCUGGAGGAGCGGGCGACUUGGCCAAGCCCUGCGACCCCUUCCAGCCAUUCGGCAGUGACGCCAUCGACCCAUUUCAGAGUAAAAAGGUGGUCGGAGACCCCUUUAGUGGCAAAGACCCUUUUGCUCCUUCUGCCUCAAGUAAAGCCUCUAAAGACUCUUCCUUGGGUUUUGCAGACUUCAGUUCUUUUGGAAAUGAGGCUCAGCAACUGGAGUGGGCGAAGCGAGAGAGUGAGCGAGCGGAGCGGGAGCGGCUGAAGAGACUCCGGCAGCAGGAGCAAGAGGACUUAGAGCUGGCCAUCGCUCUCAGCAAGGCCGAGAUGUCUCACGGGUGACCUGGACUGGACUGGACACACACACACACACACACACACACACACACACACACACACA